This is a messenger RNA of Stegastes partitus (bicolor damselfish), 1956 nucleotides long. Its product is annotated as sodium/calcium exchanger 3. The annotation marks the transcript as partial. Lineage: Eukaryota; Metazoa; Chordata; Actinopteri; Pomacentridae. The transcript is spliced from 4 exons. Gene Ontology annotation, molecular function: calcium:sodium antiporter activity. Gene Ontology annotation, cellular component: axon; sarcolemma; postsynapse. Gene Ontology annotation, biological process: sodium ion transmembrane transport; calcium ion import across plasma membrane. The record is from RefSeq and is a predicted model, not a curated record.
AUGUACCAGACAGGAAGCUGACAUCAGACGAGGAGGAAGCCAAGCGGAUCGCGGAGAUGGGGAAACCGGUGCUGGGGGAGCACUCCAAGCUGGAAGUUAUUAUUGAGGAAUCAUACGAGUUUAAGAGCACAGUGGACAAGCUGAUCAAGAAGACCAACCUGGCUCUGGUGGUGGGAACAAACUCCUGGAGAGACCAGUUCAUGGAGGCCAUUACAGUCAGCGCAGAUGAGGACGAGGAGGACACGGGGGAAGAGCGUCUGCCGUCCUGUUUCGACUACGUCAUGCACUUCCUCACCGUCUUCUGGAAGGUCCUGUUCGCCUGCGUUCCUCCCACCGACUACCUGAACGGCUGGGCCUGUUUCGUGGUCUCCAUCAUCAUCAUCGGCCUGCUCACGGCCGUCAUCGGCGACCUGGCGUCCCACUUCGGCUGCACCAUCGGCCUCAAGGACUCGGUCACUGCCGUGGUGUUCGUGGCACUCGGCACGUCCGUCCCAGACACCUUUGCCAGUAAGGUAGCAGCGGUCCAGGACACCUACGCAGACGCCUCCAUCGGGAAUGUGACCGGCAGCAACGCCGUCAACGUCUUCCUGGGAAUCGGCAUGGCCUGGUCGGUGGCGGCCAUCUACUGGCACAUGAAAGGGAAGCCGUUCGUGGUGGAAGCCGGCUCGCUGGCCUUCUCCGUCACCCUCUUCACCAUCUUCGCCUUCCUGGCCGUGUCGGUGCUGCUUUACCGGCGCCGGGCCCACAUCGGGGGAGAACUGGGCGGGCCCCGGGGACACAGACUGGCCACGUCAGCCUUCUUUUUCAGCCUCUGGUUCCUUUACAUCCUCUUCUCCAGUCUGGAGGCCUACUGUCAUAUAGAGGGCUUCUAAACAGCAAAGACUCGAGUGUGACGGAAUCAAAAGCGUACAGGGGUUUAAAGUACAACUUGAGUGAAUUCUCACUACGGAAUUUGGGUCAGUCUUGUAUGGUAUGAAAGGACAGGAGAGGUAAACCCGGGGUUUCCCUCGACGCCUCCCUCCCUCUCCCUCGCUCUCUCCCUCAACCCCUCCUGUAAGGAUGCUUGGAGGUGUGAAUCCUGCCCUCUAGUGCCGAACAGGCCUGGCUGAUACGAAAGCGGCCCGAGCUAGUGUGCUUACAGUUGGGAUUGGGUUACCACCGAAGUCCAGAAGACGCCGAUGCCAAGAGGUGGUCCCGCAUUCCACUGGAAGAGGCUGCAGUCUUAUAAAACGGAGAGAGUUGAGUCAAUCAGAGGUCUAUAUUUUUCUCAACAUCUGACGAGAACGACUUUUUUAGAAAAAAAAAGUAUUUUGGGGAUAAAAACGCAAAAAAUAAACCAAACAAAAAAAAAAAAAUACAAAUCAACACUCACACACAUGCAGACACACAAAGAGGAAUCAAAGAACUAUUUUCUGAUCUAUGUUAAGGAAUAGCAUAAAAGAUUAUAUCGAAAUAUGUUGUUGAGUGACGGCGGGAUGGAUUCAUAGUAUUUAUUUUUAUUUGCAUAGUUUCCUAAGGAGCACUGCAGAGUUCUCAGAAAUCACACGAAGAAGAAGAAGACGACGACGACGACGAGGAGCGACAGUGACAGUUCACACUGGCAGACGAAUCACCAUUCAAACAGGAGACGAGGUGAACACAGUGAACAUAGUCAAACUGCCCUGAACAUUACUUCCGUACUCUAAACGUAUCUAUAUAUAAUAUAUUUCCAUAUUUUCUGUAUAUUUUGAAUAUUUGUUUAAAUGUGGUCACCUUCUGCUCUAACAGAGGAUUGCUGUGGCUAAGCGGGAGGGGAGGGAGGGGUUAUAACUAUAUACUGGAACGAUGUCUUCACAUUUCUAAGAGUUAUGUAUCUUGCCUAGGUAAAAGUAUGACAUUGUAUUUUAUUUAUUUACUGAUAUCUUGGUCUCACUCGAGUUUUCACCUUUUCAAUCAGAAAUCCGAACAAGAAAAAGU